CGCGUUGGGCGGCGCGACGCUCCCGGGCGCGGCGCUCCGGGCGGCGGGGUCAGCGCUGCGGCGGUGCCCGGCCCCGCUCGCCUUCCCCCCCGGGCCCGGCUCGGGUCGCCUUCUCGCUGCUCCUUCCCCUCUUGCCGGCUCCGCUGUCGCCCCUGCCCCGCUUAAGGUGGCCCCGCGGGAUGCGCGGCGCGCAGCAGCCGGCUGCGGGCGGCCCUGGCGCUCCCCCCACCCCCGGCACAGGGUGGCCUUAAAUCGGCUCCGCGGCGCGCGUAGCCGCAUCGUCGGCGCCGUCUGAAAGCGGUCGCCGCCAUCCACCGGCAGCGCCGACGGGCCGGUCCCGGUACCGCGGCGGCAGCAGGGCCGGCGGGGAGGACACACCUCCGCCCGGCGGCGGGAGAUGCUCCCCCGGCAGCCCCCGGCGCGGUGCCGCCCCGCUCUCGGCGCCCCGGCAUCUCCGCCGUGACCGGCGCAUCUCGCCAGAUUAAUGGCCCCUGCAUCAGCACACGAGUUUAAACGGAGACUGGAUGCUGUUGUAUGCCAGGAGUUGAGAAGUCUGACAAAGCGGCAUGAAUCGAGAGUAACAGAGAGAUGCCUGGGCAUUGGAAGCUCUCUGCAGCAUGCUGAGGAGACGUAACCUUCUUACCACGCUCCUGAUCGCCUUACCAUGGGCUCUUCUCCUAACCUUGUGGCACCAGUACCCAACCACCCGCUACCUCAGCCUGCUGAGAAAAGAGACAGAUGAGAACGUGACCUCUAAAGCUUUCCUCAAUGGUACCUCUGCUCUGAGAGAAGAAGGCCUCCCAUCAUGCAUUCGGCAGCAGCAAAGCAUAGGGGCAACGCCUAGAAUCAUCCAGAAUUAUGUGUACUCCAGGCCUCCCCCAUGGUCAGACACCCUGCCAACCAUCUUCGUCAUCACCCCUACCUACACCCGGCCAGUGCAAAAAGCUGAGCUGACACGUCUGGCCAACACCUUCCUACAUGUACAGAACCUGCACUGGGUGGUGGUAGAGGACUCGCCCCGGAGGACCAACCUGGUAUCCAACCUGCUGGAGAAGGCAGGGCUCAACUUCACCCAUCUCAAUGUGGAGACACCCAAGAGUCUGAAGCUGGGGCUGUCCUGGAUCCCAUCCCAUACCCCAAGGGGGACACUACAGAGGAACCUGGGGCUGCACUGGCUGAGGGACAGCUUCAGCAACACGGCACCACCAGAAGGGGUGGUGUAUUUUGCUGAUGAUGAUAACACCUACAGCCUGGAGCUCUUUGAAGAGAUGCGAUACACAAGGAGGGUGUCAGUCUGGCCAGUGGCUUUCGUUGGGGGACUGCGAUAUGAAUCCCCAAAAGUGAGCCCAGCAGGGAAGGUGGUGGGCUGGAAAACCGUCUUUGACCCUAACCGGCCCUUUGCUAUUGACAUGGCUGGGUUUGCUAUCAGCAUCAAGCUGAUCUUGGAGAAGCCUCAGGCCAGUUUCAAGCUGGAGGGAGUCAAAGGAGGCUACCAGGAAACCAGCCUGCUGAAGGAUCUAGUGACUAUGGAUGGGCUGGAGCCCAAAGCAGCCAACUGCACAAAGGUGUUGGUCUGGCACACAAGAACCGAGAGGCCCACUCUGGUUAAUGAAGGCAAGCGUGGAUUUACAGACCCCAGAGUAGAGGUGUAAGCAGAGAGCCAGCUCCAGGGUAAGCAACGGGCAGUGAUUGUUCCCCAAGUUUGUCAGCAACCCAGAGCAGCUGCGCGCACUGCCUGUUCUGCCCAGCCCUCUGCUCCGCCACUGGAGGAUGAAAAACACCCCAAAAUAUAGCCACACUGAUCAGCUCCUGCUGCCCAAAAGGUGGGGACAGAGCUGAUGUGGUGCCCUGUGAUCCUACAGCUCCUCAUCUUUGACUUCGUGCACUGGCUCCCAUUCCCCACCUGGGAGAGGAGUGCUUCCCUUCCCCUGCGGGCUUUGUGUUUUUAACCAUUCAUUAAAACUUAUUAGAUGUGAUUUCCAUUCUCGGCUGGCCCAGCACAGAGGCUGAAGUCCAGAAUGGAUGUGGGUGCCUCGGAAGAUCCCCCAUGGCAUAUCGUCAAACCUAAGCUUCAGUACAGCAGCUGCGAGCUGCAGUGGCUCAAGGACAGAAGUUGUGGCAAAAGCACAAACGUGGACCUGUCAGCCUGAGGCUGGUAUGCUCUCAAAACAGCUUAAAAGCAAAGCUAGCUUGAGAGAGGCUCUCCCUCCGAAGGAUGCACUCAGAUACCCACAUGGAUCAGCCUUCAGUGUUGGCAAGGGAGCUGUGCUGAGGUGCUUCAUUUGGGGUUUGAGAGUCCAGAAGGGAUCUGGUGCCUACGCCUUGGCAAAGAACUUGAACUGCCUUCACUUCAGAUUGUUUUGGAAAAAGCUGUCCCAGAUCCCCGGGCCCAGAGCCCUCUGGAUAAAGUUCCUCUCCCACUCAGGGAGACCUGGCAGGUACUGUACCUCAAAGACCAUGCCUCCACGUUUUGCUGCAGAGACUAGAAAGCAGGGGCAAAGAUAUGUGGAUUAGAAGGUGGUGUUCCUAGCGUGGAACCCUGCUUCAGUAGCAUCAAAUCACAUAUACAGACUUGUCUCCUAGACCUCUGGAGAGGAAAACACCUCUCUGAGGCGGAGGUGGGUGAGAAUUGCUCAGAGAUGGGGAACCCUCAGCCUGCACUCGUCUCCUGUCAGAAUGUCAAGGAAUGUGGAGAGGCAUCAUCGCAAAGCAUAUUUUGAGCAUGUAGAUGACAACUGAAAUAGCAAAUGUCACAAGGUUUUCCAGUGGAACUUUGAAAGGCAUGUGUGGCCCUGUGAAGAGCGAUGAGACAGUGUCGUGUGGAGGGGUUUCCCUUUCCCUCAGUAAAACAGGAAGGCAGCCCACAAAGGAGAAGGUGGCAAAUGAGGACCAGAGGAAGGAUGCACUGGGUUAAAAGCACAAGUGUUGGUACCACGUGUGUGCGUGGGGAGCAAUGUUGCUGUGACUUUUCCAGGAAGAUUCCCUGAAUGACCCAGAAACCCCUCUGAGCACAUCUUGAAAAACGUCUUCACUCAGGCCGUGAGAAACAAGGUUUUAGGCAUUCAAAACAUAUUGAGGAUUUCACAGAUGGGGAAAGUUAUGAGCAAUUUCAUCAUUCCCUGUCCAAGAAAUUCUGGGCUGGCAGUAGGCUUAUUUAUUUCUUGAUUUAUUUAUACUAGAAUUCUUCUUUGCCUGUUCCUUGUUUAGUUUUGGUUUUUUAGCUUGGAUCACCUGACAUGCUCAUGAAGAUAGAAUAUUUCACCCUUCGCCGCAGACUCUCACAGAGCAGUAAAGCCUAGCAUUCACCAGUGAAUGUCAUAUGUUCUGUGCUCCCUGGGGUUUCUUUACAACGGUGUCUUAAACUGGCAAAAUAUUCAGAAACACAGCAAGGAGGGGAGUACGGCAAAGGAAAUUACAGUUCCUUUAUGCAAGAGACGGGGGUGGCACUAAGUUUCUGACUACCAAGUGAACAUAGGGAGGUAAAAACAUGUGCAAAGGAGUGUUUCACGCAGCAGAUAGCCCUCACGGGAUCUCAGCAAGCUUCCAUGAAGGGGGCGCUUCGAAGAGUAUCUGAGAGAGGGAGUCAGUCUGUGUUCCCUCACAGCUGUGCAUCCUGCUAUAGGAGGGGGGCUAAAGUACAGGAGGCGAUAGAGGGCAUGAGAUGCCUCUUAUCAGAGAGGGAGGUGGGAGAAAGCGAAGAAUAGGCAGCAAAUAGAGAAAUGGAGACUGUGUUUAGUGAGGCUUAUGCCAAGGUCUUUCUGGAUGAACACACUCAGCACCACAAGGCCACCCUGCAGCUAUCUCAGCAUGAAGGAAUACUGAAUGGACCAUGAAAACAGUGUCUUCUCUGGGCCCUAAAAAGGUCCUUGCAGAGCCAGGGUCUGGCAUACUGGCACUAGGUAGCACGAAGGAAGCCCAGCAUCUACAAAACACUUUUCAUUCUCCAUUGGUCAGAGCUUUGUGUCCUGUCCUCUGCAGGAGGUGACAGGCCUUACACUCCAGCGGGCUUGGGCAAUCCAGCCCUGCCACCAGGCAAGUGGGCUCAGUGCUUUCACCCAGCAUAAAACCACGAUUAAGUCCCCUUCUUUGUGGUUUUGCUGAAUGAACAAGAGUGAGUGAAUAAAGGAUUUAUGAUCCUCUAUUUUCCCCUCCGAGAUGGGCAGGGUUUCUGCCUGUAUGAAGAGGAAGGAAUAUGGUGAUUAAUUCCCUGGCCUUUAACCUCACACAGGGUCACCCCAUGUUUUUAGAGAGUUCUUCUCUCUGCAUCCCUAUCAGAAAGCAAAAUUAUUAUUCCUGGUUUUCCCACUGGGGAUGUGGAUUCCAGUGAUAUGCGCUACACUGUCAUUUCUAUGCCGGUUGAAGCCUGCUCUCAUGACCAGCACUAUCGCACCCUCUGCAUUCUUGCCUGUGGAGAAGAGUUUCUGUGAAUCAAGAAACCCUGUCAGCCACUAAAUUGUGCAGGACUGAGGCCUUGUAUGGACAGCGUGGAUGUGCACAGCUGAUAUUCCAGGCUAGCAGACAUUUAGAGCUGUUCAGCACAAAUAUUAUUUUCCCUGUAGAGCAACCUAAGGACAGCAAGCACUGCUGCUGGCCAAGGCGUAUCAGCUAAGGGGAGGUGAGUAACAGACACCAUGAGUUAAUGUGGUUCAUUGUGAGCAGAGCUGAGUGGGAGAGCCCAGGAGUGGAGCAGUGGUCAAAGUUACAGGCUUCAGAAAAAGUGAAUGCAGUGAAUGUAAUAAGGAGGGAAGCUGCAGAUCAAGCCUGAAGUGUUUAAAGAAGAGAAGGCAUCCCAGCGCCUGGUUUUUACUAGCAUAUUAGUAUCUGAUAUUCAUAUUCUCGGAGACUCAUCCACUUCACCAACCAAUAAAUAUUACUAACAUUUCCUGUUGCAGAAAAUACUAUUGACGAAGGAGAGAGAAUGUCAAGAAAGUACUUUUUAAUGGUUAUUUAUUUAUAUUGAAUGUUACUAGAGCGUUAUUAAAUAUGAUGUGAAUAGA
Messenger RNA from Columba livia (rock pigeon), 4997 nucleotides. Its product is annotated as galactosylgalactosylxylosylprotein 3-beta-glucuronosyltransferase 1. The transcript has 7 exons. Bases 618 to 1652 code for a protein of 344 amino acids. Gene Ontology annotation, cellular component: Golgi membrane. Gene Ontology annotation, molecular function: galactosylgalactosylxylosylprotein 3-beta-glucuronosyltransferase activity. NCBI's taxonomy places the organism in Eukaryota, Metazoa, Chordata, Aves, Columbiformes, Columbidae. Gene Ontology annotation, biological process: chondroitin sulfate proteoglycan biosynthetic process; carbohydrate metabolic process. The record is from RefSeq and is a predicted model, not a curated record.